Molecule: messenger RNA, 2730 nt
Organism: Funneliformis mosseae
Lineage: Eukaryota; Fungi; Glomeromycota; Glomeromycetes; Glomerales; Glomeraceae
Source: the annotation of a GenBank genome assembly
AUGAUACUUCCAGAAGAUUGCGUUAGAGAAAUCUUGGAACACCUUGCGGAAGAUAAAAAAUCAUUAUAUACAUGUCUGUUCGCGAACAGAUUAUUUUGUAAUUGUGUCGUACCAAUAUUAUGGAGAGAACCGUGGUCAAUAUACUAUUCUAGAACAAACUAUUGGAAAAUUCUUGGGAAAACGAUAAUCAAAUGCUUUCCAAGAGAAAUUAAACGAUCCCUUUCAAAGGAGCAACAAAUUUUUUUUAACCCUUCAUUAUUGCAAAAACCUUUAUUCAACUACGUUUCAUAUAUUCAAUUCAUCUCUGAAAGUGCGAUCGAUACAUUAAUGGAAAAUGUAUUCGAAGAUUUUUAUGACAUUAGGGUUGAAGAAUUGUUAAUCAAUGGAUUUUGGUCAUUAUUCAUGAAACAAUGUUUUAAGAUCAAGUUUCUACGUUUACCAACCGUGAACCUUUUCAAAUAUCCCGGAUCAAAAAAAUCCUUAUCAUCCCUUUCCACCUUAGAAUGUUAUCCAAAUUCCUCUAAUGAAACAAAAGAAAUUUUUAUUGAAUUAUCAAAAAAUGUUCACACAUUGAAACGACUCGUAAUCUCAAUUAAUGAAGUUUCAUAUCAUGAUAUUGAAACCCUCAUACUAUCACAAAAUAAUUUAAGAGAAAUAUCAUUUGGCCUUCAUUCGAAGAAUAAAUGUCCAUUCCCUUUUAAAAAUCAAAAUACUAUUACUCGACUUUCUCAAUCCUUAAGAGUACUUGAAUUUUAUAGUAGAAUUUGUUUAUCACCGCAAAACAUUUCUUCUUUUAUCAAUUUAACAGAAUUGUCAAUUAAUUACAAAUCAUCUUACAGUGAGGAAAAUGAUAAAAUAUUAGAACAAGUUUCUUUGCCAAAACUUGAAAUUCUUACUUUGAAGAAUGUUAGAGGGAACAAUUUAGAUAUUUACGCCAAAUUAAUGGAUAAUACGAGAAAUUCUCUCAAGGUCAUUGAUAUUUAUUUUCACGCGGAUAAUCCAAUGUUAUUACCAUUAGAGUCAAUUGAAUAUUAUUUAAAUGUAAUCAAGACGAAAUGUCCAAACAUUGAGAUCUUACCGAUAUGGUUAACUCCGGAGAUUCCUUUAAGAGAUUUCGAGUGUUUAUUAGAAUCAUGUUCAAAGGUUAAAAAGAUUAUUAUUUACAUCCUAAACUCGAACUCACGUUUAGAUACAGUAUUGGCGAAACCAAUUUUAUAUUUAUUGGCUUUAAAGUCAUCAAUGAUGUUAAAUGAGAUUCGUUUGAUCGGAAGGGAAAUAUUAGAAUAUCUUUCGGAUGAUAAAAAAUCAUUAUACACAUGCUUGUUAACAAACAGAUUAUUUUGUAAAUGUGUCGUGCCAAUAUUAUGGAGAGAUCCAUGUUCCGUAAGGAAGGACCCAUGGUUGGAAUGUAUGUCAAGAACUAAUUAUUGGAAGAUCCUUGGGAAAACAAUCAUCAAAUGUUUCUCACGAGAAACCAAACAAUCUCUUUUAAAACAACAACAAUUUUUUCUAAACCCUUCAUUAUUACAACCAUCUUUAUUCAAUUACGUUUCAUAUAUUCAAUUCAUUUCCGAAUUUAAAACUAAAAUCUUAAUUAUAGACAUAUUGAAAGAUGUUAAUAUUAGGAUGGUGACACAAUAUGAAACGAUCAAACGACUGUUAUUCAAUGAAUGUUGGUCAUUAUUCAUGAAUCAGUGUUUCAAGAUUAAAUCCAUUCGAUCAUCAAACAUUGAACUAUUUUUUAAACAUCCUAGAUCAAAAAAUUCUUUAUCAUCACUUUCCACUCUAGAAUGUUGGCAUUGCUCAAAAGAAAUUCUCGAAUUAUUAAAAAAUGUUCAUACGUUGAAACAUCUUUUAAUCUUUGUGGGUCAAACUAAUGAUAUCGAACCUCUCAUCCUAUCACAAAAAAAUUUAAAGGAAAUAUCAUUUUACUAUGAUUCAAAUGUAGCUCAAUUUCCUUUUAAAAAUCGAAAAACUAUUAAACAUCUUUCUCAAUCUUUAAAAAUUCUUAGAUUUGAUCGUGGCAUUUGUUUGUCCUCACCAAUCAUUUCAUCUUUUGUCAAUUUAACCGAAUUGGAAAUCAAUUAUAAAUCAUCAUUUGGUGAGGAAAAUGUUCAAAUCUUGGAACAAGUUUCUUUGCCACAUCUAGAAAUUCUUUCGUUAAAAAAUGUUAGAGGGGAGUAUUUAGAUAUUUACGCUAAAUUAAUUGAUAAUACGAGAAAUUCACUUAAAGUUAUUGACAUUCGAUGUACGGAUAUUAGUACAUCGAUACCACCACCAUUAGAAUCAAUUAAAUAUUAUCUACAUGUAAUCAAGACGAAAUGUUCAAAGGUUGAAAUCUUACCGAUUUGGUUGAUUUCAAACAUUUCCUUAAAAGAUUUUGAAGAUUUAUUAACAACUUGUUCAAGGGUUAAAAAAAUCAUCAUUCACAUCUUGAAUACGGUUUCAAAUUCGGAUACGGUAUUAGCUAAGCCAAUUUUUUAUUUAUUGGCCUUAAAAUCAUCCACGUUUUUAAAUGUUAUUCAUUUAAUCGGAAGAUGGAGCUUUUCUAAUUUGGAUCUUCAAGACUUUUUUGAAUUAUGGAAGGAAAUGAAAAGGAAACCUUUAAAAUUUAAUUUCCAUAACAAUAUUUAUUCUCAUUAUAUCAUUAAAGUAUGUGAAUUUUAUCAUCGACUGGGUGUCGUCGAUAGCGGUACUAUCAAUUACACCAAACCAUGUAAAUAUUAUUAA